Messenger RNA from Bombus impatiens (common eastern bumble bee), 1767 nucleotides. RefSeq lists its product as uncharacterized. The record is from RefSeq and is a predicted model, not a curated record. The transcript is spliced from 5 exons. The coding region runs from base 225 to 1217 and encodes 330 amino acids. Lineage: Eukaryota; Metazoa; Arthropoda; Insecta; Hymenoptera; Apidae.
GUCAAGCUCCGGCACGGUUCAGACGAGUUCAGUCGCGCCAUUCGGCCGUGGUGUUCACGUGCCAUCGCAAGCUUGCAAUACGUCUGUCGUUUCGUCGUCCAUAAGAGCGGAAAAACAUACCUAAAGAGGGAAGGGAAACGGAGAACGAGAAAGAGAGGGAGUGAGGCAAGUGGAUCGCACGCGUUCGAUGUUCCCGCUCGGAGAGGCCUGCCACGAUCGCAAGAAUGCCUAAUGAAAACGCGCCAGUGUGCGGGUGCGGAGUUGUGGUCGAUCUGCCAAAAUCACGAAGUGGCGCCCUGUCCUCGAGGAAGCUUACGAUCAGAAUAUCGAAGUCGAAGGGUAGCAAGUCGGACGGGCGGGCUGCCAAGAAACAACAAGACGACGCUCGUGGGAAGAGCAGAAGUUCUGAAACAGGAAGCUGCAGCUCGGUGACAGAACAAGCUAGACCAGUUACGAAAAGUAGCAAACACGAGAAGCGGUUGAAUCACUCAAGGAGAACCCGAAGCGCAGACAGAGCGGAGUCGCACUAUACUUAUAUAGAUUCUGGUUCGAGCAUACUCGGCGGCGGGAUUCGGGAAAACGCUAUAGCGGAGGCGCUGUAUGCUACCAUUCCAGACACGCCGAACGCGAGCGCCAACGAAACCGGAAAUAGUCAAUUAAAUGCGCAAAGUAGAUCGCAACCCGUUUACGCCAUUCCUUCUAUGGUAUCGCCGCCGCCUACCUAUGACGUAGCGAUCUCGAAAACGUGGCAGACCGGAUUGCCACCCACCUACGAGGAAUACCUGUGUCAUAAAUACGCCAUGAUAUCGCGAUCCCAUACACCACCUCCUCCAUGGUCAGAUUCUACGACAGCGACGACGACACCUACGGCACCAAACGUUCAGACGCGUCGCGAAUUGUUGGCCAGUCAGCCCGAACUCAGAGAAUAUUUGGCGCAGUUGUCGCUUUCUCAGAACAACGAGAGAUCCAUUGGCCAUCACCACCACCAUCAGGGAACCGUUCUGCGAGAUAGCAGCUACCUCUCUAACCAGCAAGUCUCGAGGGAGCAAGUGAGGACGCAACAACGUCCACGAGCUAUGCCUCCCAGAUCCCAAAGCGAGAGCCGUGUGCAGCAGCAAAGAAUCGCGACGAUGUACGAGGAUGGCGCGUUCUGCAUGGAAACGACCGCGUUGCAAUCAGCAUUCGAGAACGGGAUAGCCCUGUGCAGCUUGAUGUAAGCCACAGUGAAGAUCCGCGUAGCGAUCCGGAACGGAACAUAACUAGAGAAUUGCCCGAUUCGAAAAAUCGAGGCGUCUCUAUUCGCGACCGUUAGAAGAGAAGAAUUUCAUCGUGGAUGCAACGAAGCCCGUCAAGGUUCCGGCGACAAAUCCCUCGAUCGACUUUGGUAUAAUCGAUCACGCCCCUCAAUUCCUUUUUCUUUUUUCCUCCUUUUAACUUGCUAUUCCUUUCAUCGUGUCCGGGUAGAAUUAGAAACGUGAAAAGUUUCGAACUAGCACGACUAUCGUGAAAUGACCGAUAAUUAAGUGUAACUUUUUCGCUCGACUUUAUCCAGAGGAGAAACAAAAUCGAUGGACGUCCACGAGCACGAAAGGGAUUUCGAAAGUUGGGCGAGCGUUCGGAAUUUUUUAAGGCUAGUUGGAAACUUCCCAGACGGCCGGAAGUCGCCGGAGAUCCUCCAAGUUUUUCCAACCAUGCUGGACUUAAUCUGUUGGAGGAACGUGGGGAAACUUCCGAGAAACCGCGAGGAUCUCGAGGAAACUGUCAACG